Corythoichthys intestinalis (scribbled pipefish) is the source of this 2020-nucleotide messenger RNA. RefSeq names its product major facilitator superfamily domain containing 11 (gene mfsd11). Bases 304 to 1674 code for a protein of 456 amino acids. The transcript is spliced from 11 exons. Lineage: Eukaryota; Metazoa; Chordata; Actinopteri; Syngnathiformes; Syngnathidae. The record is from RefSeq and is a predicted model, not a curated record.
CAUGACGUCUUGGGUCAGCUGACAUUCGCUCACGCUCACAUGAUUUCCUAUUUUUCACAUUUCUUUUUCUGCUUGGAAUAACUUGGGGACAAAUUUGGAGAAGCCGGUUACCGGCUGGUGGCGUUCGGGCCAGUUUGGACCCAUGAAGACAAGUGUUAAUAGCUAGCAGCUAGCUACGUUUUUUUGUUUUGUUGCUUCGCCGCGUUUUUUCAGAGGCGAGCGGAGCGAGCAACAACAAGCGACACGAAUUUAACCCUGUAACACAAUCAACAGAUGUCGUGACAUCAUCGGAGGUGCUUCAAAAUGAGUCCUGAGGGGAAGAAGCUGAUGAACAUCAUUGUUCUGGGCGUGGGCUUCAUGUUCAUUUUCACCGCCUUCCAGACAUGCGGCAACAUCGAGCAAACUGUCAUCAAGAGCUUCAACAGCACCACCUUCCAUGCUAGCGGCUACACUAGCAUGGCGAUCAUCUACGGCGUGUUCUCGGCAUCCAAUCUCCUGGCGCCGUCAGUAGUGGCAGUAGCGGGAGCGCAGCUUUCCAUGUUCUUCAGUGGGCUGCUGUACAGCGCCUAUAUUGCUGUCUUCGUAUACCCGUACACGUGGAGCUUCUACACCGCAUCAGUUCUGGUGGGCGCGGGCGCCGCCGUGCUGUGGACGGCGCAGGGCAACGUGCUGGCGCUCAACUCGGGCCCCGUCACCAUCGGCAGGAACAGCGGCAUCUUUUGGGCCCUGCUGCAGUUCAGUUUACUGUUUGGCAACCUGUUCAUCUUCUGCGCCUGGCACGGACACGAGCACAUCUCAGACAAAGACCGUCAAACUGUGUUCAUCUCCCUGACGGUCAUCAGCCUGGUGGGUUGUUUCCUCUUUUUCCUGAUCCGGACACCUGACCCCGACCUCGAACCGGCUCCCUGUGAUCCAUCCGAGGCCCCACUGCUGCCGUCUGACUCUGGCGAAAGUACACUCGGUUCUACCAACUGUCACGUCUGCUGGCAAGCGGCGGACGCUUUCGUGCAAGCGUGCAAGAUGCUGGUGACCAAGGAGAUGUUGCUGCUCAGCCUGGCCAUUGCGUACACAGGCGUGGAGCUGACAUUCUACAGCGGCGUGUACGGCACCUGCGUGGGCGCCACGCGGGCCUUCGGGCCGGAUGCCAAGAGCCUGGUGGGCCUGUCGGGCAUCUUUGUAGGCUUGGGCGAGAUUUUGGGCGGUGGCGCCUUCGGCUUGCUGAACAAGCGCGGCAGACUGGGCCGCAACCCCGUGGUGAUGCUUGGCCUGCUGGCGCACUACUUGGCCUUCUUUCUCAUCUUCAUCAACAUAGCCGACGAUGCCCCUCUGGCGCCCGAGGAGGGGACGCGGCUCCACGCUUAUAUCCAACCCAGUGUGGCCGUGGCCUUGCUGUGCAGCUUCCUGUUGGGUUUGGGCGACAGCUGCUUUAACACGCAACUGCUCAGCAUUAUUGGCUUCACUUUUCGCAACAACAGCGCCCCUGCCUUCGCCGUUUUCAAGUUUAUACAGUCCAUCCUAGCGGCCUUGGCGUUCUUCUACAGCAAUUUCCUGGCACUGAGCUGGCAGCUACUCAUCAUGGUGGCGCUGGGCUUCGCCGGCACACUCACUUUCUUUGCCGCUGAGCGGCACACCCAGGCUGUCGCCUGCCAGGACCUCCGCCAUGAAGGAAUCUAAUGAAGAUUUUAUGAUUUUUAAUGAACUUGCUGAAUGUUCACCUGAACGACAAGAAGGGAAAAAAGUGUUUACCUCAAACAUCUUUGAAAUUAAAAAAGAACAUUAAAAUCCAUGAGCAAAACUUUUGGAUAAUUUUUGUUUUCACCACAAGCGGGUGACAUAAAUAUUUGAACUUCAGUGCUUGUGCAGAUGCAUCUGAUCCAAACGACUGAACGUCCAUCGCCAUCAAAGGCACUGAAACUGCAUCUUGAAUGCGUUCAAGGGAAGAAUGUUAAAAAGACAAAUGAUAUUCAUGUUUUUCCAGAAUGAAUAGUGCAAAAAAAGAUUUCUGCUAACUUUUAGGGAU